Molecule: messenger RNA, 471 nt
Organism: Amphimedon queenslandica
Lineage: Eukaryota; Metazoa; Porifera; Demospongiae; Haplosclerida; Niphatidae
Exons: 1
Coding region: 1-471 (156 amino acids)
Source: RefSeq, a predicted model, not a curated record
AUGACAUUAAUGAAAGAGAAUUUGUGGGGAAUAGUCAAUGGAACGGAGAGAGCCCCUUAUGGAGAUGGUGCUGCUAAGUUCCAGACGCGAAAGGAUCGAGCCUUGGCUACAAUAAUUCUCUCGAUUGAUCCAUCGCUAUUAUAUUUGGUUGGUGAACCUGAUGAUCCUGUGGAAGUUUGGAGAUUGCUCUCAAAUCAUUUUCAGAAGAAAACUUGGGCUAAUCGUUUAGCAUUGAGAUGCAAGCUGCAUUCACUCAGACUGGAGAAAGGACAAUCUGUUCAGGAGCAUAUUAAGUCCAUGACAGAAGUGUUUAGUGAGCUGAGUGUGAUUGGAGAUAAUAUUAGUGAUGAAGACCAUGUACACGUAGUUUAUCUUUUAGCUAGUCUCCCGGAGUCUUUUGACAUGCUAGUCACUGCUUUUGAAGCAAACAGUGAUGUACCAAACUUAGAAACAGUGAUCAAGAAACUCUGA